Funneliformis mosseae is the source of this 1104-nucleotide messenger RNA. The record is from the annotation of a GenBank genome assembly. Lineage: Eukaryota; Fungi; Glomeromycota; Glomeromycetes; Glomerales; Glomeraceae.
AUGCAAUUUGCUUAUGUUCAAAAAAAGAGACUUGAGGUACCAAGAGUCCCAGGACAUCCUGUUGAUACUAUACGACUUAAUGAACUAAGGUCAAGAGUUGAAGUGUUAGUUGGAGUAUCAAAUUUCCCUGGUGCGCAACCAACUAGUUUCUAUUCCAAGCAUAUACAGGAAUUGCAAAAUGAAGAUUAUUAUGUUUGUGAGCAAUCGGACGGAACGCGUGUAUUAGCUUAUAUUACAUGUGAUAGUCCUGGAAAACCAGCCGUUUUUUUGAUAAUACAGAUCGAUCGCAAAAAUUACUAUCACCUAAUACCAAAUUUAAUGUUUCCUGUUCCUGGUGACGAAAGCUUUUCACGAUUUCAUUAUGAAACGUUAUUAGAUUGUGAAUUAGUUUAUGAAACCGAAAGCGAUGGGCGUAUUACGCCAAAGCUCUUGGUUUUUGAUUUGUUAGUAAUGGAUAAAACGAACUACAUGAAUAAGCCUCUAAACAAAAGAUUGGGUUAUCUUCGUGAUUAUAUUAUGAGCCCCUAUAAAAAAAUGCUGCGUAAACGUCCGGACCUUGCGAUUAUUCAACCAUUUAAUGUAGGAAAUAAAGAAAUGGAACGUUCUUAUGGAUUAGAAAAAGUUUUAAAACAAAUUAUACCAUCUUUAAAGCACAACUGCGAUGGGCUAAUUUUUACAUCAUCAACAUCGGGUUAUUCGGCAGGGAAAAUAUUAAAAUGGAAACCACCAAAUGAAAAUUCUAUUGACCUUAAAUUAAGUUUCGAUUUUAAACGCCAUAACAAGAAUAAUAAACCAAGAUUUUGUCUUUAUAAAUGGAUGGAUGUUCAUAGAUAUUUUGAUAAUAUGUAUGUUACCGAUGAAGAGUGGGAGCAAUUUUGGAAACAUGACUUUCAACAAUUUGAAGGACGUAUUGUUGAAGUAGUUUAUAACCCUUCAAUUCAUCCACCAUGGAGAUUUAAAAGGUUUCGUGAUGAUCAACCACGCGCAAAUAAUCAUACUGUAAUUGAAAAAAUAGAACAAAGUGUAUUUGAUGGGAUCACUGAAGAACAGGCACAUAUUUUUUUCUAUUUUAAAUUAUUACAAACGAUAAACAUUUUAACAUGA